Messenger RNA from Cooperia oncophora, 297 nucleotides. NCBI's taxonomy places the organism in Eukaryota, Metazoa, Nematoda, Chromadorea, Rhabditida, Trichostrongylidae. The record is from the annotation of a GenBank genome assembly.
AUGUGUAUGGCUUCCUGCAUGAUUCGUCUUGCACUAAUCCUGUCGACGCUUGCUGCAGCCGUCCAUGGCCACAUCCUGAGCACUACUCUUGCCAAAGCCAAGGCUGGUGAAUGGGUUGGUCUGGAAGGUUCCGAGGAAUCCAUGAUCAAGGUUAUCAAGGCUAGCAAGGUCGCUAAAGAAGGAAACCUCGAUUUUAAAACCGCUGAGGACUACUGCAGGAGAGAAGGCGCUCAUUUAGUGUCAGUCAGAAACAAGGACGAGCAGGAGUUCAUAGCAGGUCUAGUAGUCUCACUCUAA